Oncorhynchus tshawytscha (Chinook salmon) is the source of this 1112-nucleotide messenger RNA. RefSeq lists its product as uncharacterized. Lineage: Eukaryota; Metazoa; Chordata; Actinopteri; Salmoniformes; Salmonidae. The transcript has 7 exons. The coding region runs from base 16 to 714 and encodes 232 amino acids. The record is from RefSeq and is a predicted model, not a curated record.
GUAUAAAGCAGGGUGAUGACGGGGCUGGGCCCCAGUGCCUGGACCAUCAUGGAGAUUGUUCUUUGGGUGUGCCUAAGUUUUCUCUGCCUGCAGGGCAGCUUGCCCCAGCUCACACAUGGUGCAGACUGUACUGGGACAUCACAGGAAAAGAACUGUGUCAGCGGGCAGACCACCGGAGGAAAGAAUGAAGGGCUUGUGCGCCUGAAGCCAUCUGCUGCAAGAAAGACCCAUAACCAGAAACAGCCACAGCGAGGACAACUUGGGGCACUCUCUGCACUUGGUAUGUGGCUAGGUGACGACUUGCUAUUGGACAGACAGAAGAGACAGUUGGGGAGGAACUCCCUUCUUCCUGGGUCCUUCUCAGCCAAGGGCUUCCCCAACACACUCAUCAAAGUUCAGACAGAGCGGGCCAGGAGACACCUAGGCCAGUCGGGGACCAAGAAGAACAAGUAUAAAUCCAGAGUGGGAUCCUUCUCUCUCCUCAGCAACAACCCCAGUGCCUCCCUACAGGUAACCAGAGUACGGAGGCAGGUGCAGAAUGAGAGGAAGAGGGUGAAGCCAAGAGGACGAGUCGGAGCGUAUUCCAUUAUGGGACGACUCGCCCCACCCCACACAAUCUCCCCCCUCCCAUCUGAGUCAAUCUAUCUUCCAGGGACAGAGAUGCAAGAGGAGCGCACGGAAGAAAAAACAAGAUUGUUUGCUGAAGCGAAGUGAUUUGCUGAAGCGCUACUGCUUUAAUGAACUGUACUUUAUAUAUUAUCUUCGUAAACAUAUUGUUUUUUUACAUGUAUUUUAAAAUGAUAUAUUAUAACAUAUACGUAUAAUGGAAACACAUUGCUGAGGACAAGUAUACAGUAUCUUUGAGAGCCCCUUUAAUAUUGUCUUUUAUGAUCUGCUGAUUUACACAUUUUUUUUGUUUUUUUACAGAAUUGUAUUUUUGAAAAGGUGAUUCUUUGGUAAUUCUGUGCAUAUAUCAGAUUCAAAUUUAGUCAAAAUGUAGGAGGAUAUGUCAUGAGAGCUUCUACAUCUGCAUUGCUUGCUGUUUGUACAGCGCUUUGUGACAUUGGCUGAUGUAAAAAGGGCUUUAUAAAUACAUUUGAUUGAUAAGUCUA